ACCGCUGACCUGUCGCUCUUCUCGUGGACAAAACAGCCUUUACUUACCACCAGCGUGGACACAACAGAGAAAGAGACGUGCGUUUACAUGACGACGAGCUACGUUUGAAAGAAAGAGCGCUCUCUCACCAAAACACAAACUCUGUGCUUCAGAUUUUCUAUUUCUUCGUGUAAUAGCGUCUGAUUGGGUUUCAGAAACAGACGGAGGACUAUCAUAACAACACCGGAGCGCAGGAUAACAACAGAUCCCGGAGGAGCUCGUUUCUGAUGUGAACCAGCUACAUGUCACCUGCUUGCACGCAAAUGCCACCGCUGGUUUUUCCUCAGGGUAUCACUGAAUGCUCUUCCGGAGGCAGGUUUUUCCGCUUCAUCUUCACAUGAGAUGACGGCAGACUGCUUUGGCUGUUUGAAGUGGUGUCCCUGUGGGCUUCUAAGUGCUGAAAGAACAGAAGCAGAACCCAACAGCGACAGAUAGACCGGUCUUUGCUUCAGCUCAUCUGUUGUUCUCAGGAUGGUGCAUUCAGUGACACUCUGCGCCUGUCUGUCUCUUCUGACCGUCCUCAGCUGUCAUUCUCGUGUCCUCCCCCGACUCUCUUUUCCCAAGGGUAGUCCAGGUCGCUCCCUCAAUGUCUUCAAAAACCCUGAUGUUUACAACACCACCACGCUGUUGCUUAGCAGCGACGAGGGCACUUUAUUCAUCGGCGCUCGUGAUGCCGUUCUUUCAAUCGACGUCAGUCAGAGUGAUGCAAUGACCAUGAAGGAGAAGCUGGACUGGUCUCCGUCAGAGAAAGAUCUCGCUGACUGUGCCAUGAAAGGCAAAAUGAAGAUGGAUUGUCAUAACUUCGUGAGGGUUUUGCAAGUGCUGAACUCCACCCACAUGUACGCCUGUGGAACGUUUGCCUUCAGCCCCCGCUGCAUCUACAUCAAUUCGAAGACAUUAUCCAUGGCUACAGGCCCCAGUGGUAAGCCAGAAGAAGGCAGAAGCCGCUGUCCUUAUGACCCGUACCAGAGGAACACUGCCAUAACUGUGGAUGGAGAACUGUACACCGGAACAGUGGCAGACUACAGGGGAACUCGGCCUGUGAUUUCACGCCACUUGAGCGAAGGCAGCCAUGUAGAUGUGAAACUGGAUGAUACGCUUGGCUGGUUAGAAGAUCCUACAUUCAUCCGCUCCACAUAUGUUCCCAGUGAGGAGAAGGUUUAUUUCUUCUUCAGUGAGACUGGAAGAGAAUAUGACUUCAUUGACAAGUUAACAGUGUCUCGUAUUGCCCAAGUUUGCACCAGUGAUGUGGGAGGCCAGCGUACUCUGCAGAAACGCUGGACCACCUUUGCCAAGGCUCAGCUGCUAUGUCAAGCUGGCCAAGAGCUGCCAUACAACAUCCUGCAGGACAUUGUCACCCUUUCACCACCAGAGGGCUCGUCUGAGGACGAAACGCUGUUCUAUGGGAUUUUCACUUCUCAGUGGCAAGUUAACUUGGGUCGCUCAGCCGUGUGUGCUUUCAGCCUCAAAGACAUUAAAAAGGUGUUCACUGGACAUUACAAGGUUCUGAAUCGGGACACUUUAAAAUGGAGCACACGGGUACAGGAGCAAAUAGCCAGUCCUGGAGAGUGUGGCCUCCAUAAUGCGUCGGACAACACGCUGCGCUUUGUUAAGGACAACUUCCUGGCUGAUAAAAGUGUUCAACCGGUCACUCAGGGCCUGACACUGGUGUCACCUGAUAAGAGCUACAGUAACAUCGCAGCUCAGAGAGUCCGUGGAGCACGCGGCAGAGAUUACACUCUGCUUUACCUGCUCACGGAGUCGGGCUUCCUGCACAAAGCUGUGCUCUUGAAGAACGGAGCACACAUCAUUGAGGAGAUCCAAGUGUUUGAUCAACCUCAGGCGGUCAAAAACCUCCUACUGUCAGUCUCAAAGGGUGCAGUGAUGAUAGGCUCUUCAGAGGGAGUCAUUUCAGUGCCCAUGUCCAACUGUUCAUACUACUGGAGCUGUGCUGAGUGUGUGUUAGCCAGAGACCCCUUCUGCGGCUGGGACCCUGUGAUGAAGCUCUGCACAGACAUACACACUCACGACCAUCUUGUCCAGGAUGUAGAUGGGGGAAAUGUGUCAGCACAGUGCACAUAUGUGACCCCCAGGUCACGUUCAGCCCAGUCCCGAACCCUUUCAGGUGAAGUGGUGUCCGUGUCUCUAAACGAAGUAGUGCACCUGCAGUGUCCGGGAGCAUCACACCUCGCCAAACGCCACUGGGAGCGUCUCAACAGCCAGCUCUCGCCCAAAAUCUACAUUCAGUCAGACGACGGCGGCCUCAGCUUCGUGGCGACCCCAUCCACCCUGGGACCUUACCUGUGCCAGUCUGAGGAGAACGGCUACACCCAAACACUGGGCAUCUACCACGUCAAGCAGAAGAGCAGCCCCACCGUCCCACCAGCCACCCGGAACCGCCCACACAGCACCCCGUCCACCGAAGCGGGAAUUAAAACCUCCAUCUUCACUACCAGACUCAUCACACCUACACCAACAGAGCCCAGGACUGAACCAGACGCAGAAGUGGAUCCUACAGACUCACCCGAAGAUUCACCAGCCGCCUCCACUCACAGCAGGAGCUUUACUCCCUCGCUUGGGACGGAAAAGCAAGACUCCCGAAAGACCGAGCUUGGUGAAACCCACCCGCUAACGGACAAGCCCAGCUACUUUCAGGAGCUAGUAGUGGUGUCCGUUCUGUUAGCUCUGUGCAUCAGCGCCUUGCUAACCAUCGCUUUUCACAGAUUCGGUCAUUUUUGUCAUAGCAGGACUGUCCCGCAAACUCCUUCCUCUCGCAGGGACGCGGAGAAGGGCGGAAGUGCGACGCCCCAGGAGAGAGAGUCUCUCAGAGGACACUCGUCUCGGUUGGAAAAGCGGAACGGGCAAGCUCCGAACGGACAGUCCCAUGCCGGUCAGGCACAUAACGGCACAUCUCCCAUCAUGCCGAGCAACAGCAUGCUGAACAGCUCAAACGGUCACCUGCCCAACACACCCAUCUGACACACCCGUCUGCUUCUCUGGGUUCACUGUAAACUUUGUUUCUGAGCCAAACUGGGCUUCUGCUGCAUCGAGCCCUGUCGCUGAACCGCUUCGCUUUCCAAAGAGGAAAAAACUGGUAAAAACGGCACAUCGGACCUUUUUUUUUUUGAGCUCUGAGACUCAAAGAUCUCCAACUGUUGGUACUACAGUAGUGUACAUUUUUCAAGUUUGUUCAUAUUUAUGUAAUUUAUGUGACAACUGCUCGUUUCAGUCUAAAGUGUAUCAGAUUUAUGCCUCUCUGAAAUCACAUGUAUACAAGAUGCUCAGAUUAAGAUUUGUAUUGAUCUCUUCGACCGUUUUAAUUGACAUCAAUUGUUCAAGUCAGCUCAGUUUAAAAUACACUUUUUAAAAGAAUAUUACAGUACAAAUUUUGAUGGACCUUAAAAUUAAAAGAUAAUAAAGUUUUCCCAAGAGAGACGGCUGAUCAUCGGCUUCUUUCAACUUCAGAGACUUUUAUAUUUACCAUUCUGAUCUGCAUUUAGUCUCUGCCUUUGUUCCCUAUUCUUAUCUAUUUGCAAUUUUUGAAUGUUAAGACAAGGUAUGUUAUGUUUUUUUUUUUGUUUGUUUGUUUUUUAUUCACCCAAAAAUUACAUUUUUCAUAUUUAUUCGUCCUCAGAUUGUUGGAAACAGUUUGGUUCCCUGUGACUUUUGUUAAAAAAAAAAAAAAAACCUUGAUGUCAGAAAUGGGAAUAGAAACGUUGUGGUUCACUGUUUUUAUAAAAUAUCUUCUGUUGUGUUCCACUGGAGAAUCUUGGUACAGGUUUAGAAUAACACGAAGGUGAGUAAACAUCCGAAUCUUCAUUUUUGGGUGAAUUAUCUCUUGACUGCAAAAAAAAUGAAGCUUUCAGAGAUGCUUUUCAAGUGGUUUAAUUUAAAUAAGUAUUUUGUAAUGCAUACAGUUGUGCUUAUCAGUAAUGUGCAGGUACGGGUAGAUGUUUCUCUAUCAUCCAUAUUUCAGCGUAACAAUAUCUCAAUAUAAAUAUAAUAGUCAUAUGUGUUAUUUUGGGACUGUUACAGAACUAUGUAGCUAGGUUACCUCGUUCAGUAUUGACCACUUCACCCUGGAAUUGAGAAAAGGACUUCAAAGGAUUUUGGGGUUGAAUGUUGUUCUGUUUUUAUAUUCGAAGCACUGGGAGAUCAUUGAGCCAAGCUGUUACAAGAAAAAUCAUAGUCAAAGAAACUUGAUUUUGUGUUUAAAUGUAAUGAAAGAAAAAUAGCAGUUGUGUUUUGCGUUUGCACAGCAGUAUAUUGGGGCUGAUUGUAGCUACAUCCACUAAAUUGGGAGUGACCUGCACCUGCACCUGUUUUUUAUUCUUUCCCAGCCUGUGGUUUGUCACUGAAUGGUACUGAUUUGAAGUCUUCAUUCUGGGGAAAUCCCUUGUAAAUUGUGAUACUGCCAAAUGUGUUUUAUAAUCAAAUGACGGAGAAAUUGUUCUGUCUAGUGACUGAGAGAGUAGUUGGAUAACGGAGUCCAGUCGAAGCCCAGUAUGUGAAGCCUGGCACAGGACUAGAUGCAUUCUCCUGCACGUCACUGUUUUUGAAAGAUUGUGUUUAUUUUUUUAUAGCCUAUGAUGCAGGCUGUUUUGAAAAUAAAAGAUGCUGAUUUAAA
Molecule: messenger RNA, 4666 nt
Organism: Carassius auratus (goldfish)
Lineage: Eukaryota; Metazoa; Chordata; Actinopteri; Cypriniformes; Cyprinidae
Product: semaphorin-4A-like
Exons: 16
Coding region: 511-3018 (835 amino acids)
Biological process (GO): semaphorin-plexin signaling pathway; positive regulation of cell migration; negative chemotaxis
Cellular component (GO): plasma membrane
Molecular function (GO): semaphorin receptor binding; chemorepellent activity
Source: RefSeq, a predicted model, not a curated record